Molecule: messenger RNA, 1328 nt
Organism: Carlito syrichta (Philippine tarsier)
Lineage: Eukaryota; Metazoa; Chordata; Mammalia; Primates; Tarsiidae
Gene: DPH7
Product: diphthamide biosynthesis 7
Exons: 7
Coding region: 68-1063 (331 amino acids)
Molecular function (GO): protein binding
Source: RefSeq, a predicted model, not a curated record
CUUAGCAGAUGCUAGCGGAUCCAUAGAGCUGCUCCACCUGGUGGGGUGUGAGGAGAAGAGCAGGUGCAUGCUGCAGCCAUUGUCCAGGCUGGCCCUGGAGGAGCAGUGUCUGGCCUUGUCCCUAGACUGGUCCACGGGAAAAACUGGAAGGGCCAGCGAGCAACCCUUGAAGAUCAUCAGCAGUGACUCCAAGGGGCAACUUCACCUCCUGGUGGUGAGCGAGACGGAUCCCAGACUGCAGAAAGUGGUCUCGUGGCAGGCCCAUAACUUCGAGGCCUGGAUUGCUGCUUUCAAUUAUUGGCAGACAGAAGUCGUGUAUUCAGGGGGAGACGACGGCCUUCUGAAAGGCUGGGACACCAGGGUACCUGACACGCCUCUGUUCACCAGUAAGAGACACUCCAUGGGUGUGUGCAGCAUCCAGAGCAGUCCCCAUCAGGAGCACCUCUUGGCCACAGGAAGCUACGACGAGCAUGUCCUGCUGUGGGACACGCGGUGCAUGAAGCAGCCGUUGGCGGACACACUGGUGCGGGGCGGGGUGUGGAGGCUUAGGUGGCACCCUUUCCACUGCCACCUGCUCCUGGCAGCCUGCAUGCAUGGUGGCUUCACGGUCCUCAACUGCCAAGAAACGACAGAGAAGCAGGAGGCGAUGGUCUUGGGGUCCCACACAUUGCCCCACUCGCUGGUGUACGGAGCCGACUGGUCCUGGCUCCAUCCUCCACAGCUCGCCUCCUCAUGGUCCCUUCGUAGUGGCAUGGGAGGCAAGACGGCAGACCAGAAGGUUGAAGGCGAGCCGCUAGCACCCUCUGUGGAAUGCGUCGUGCGUGAUGAUGGGCAGGGCUGUGCCCGACUCCCAGGCAGAGUCAAGCCACUCACAGAGGACACAGGGCAGAGUGGUGCCCGACUGCAGGCCACGGCAGCUCAGGCCUGUGCCUGCAGCCUGUCCCUGGAAGAGGCGAAUUUGGAUGCUGGUCUCCUGGCCACAUGCUCCUUUUAUGACCAUGUUCUCCACCUCUGGAAGUGGGAGGCGAAGUGGCCUCAUCCCGAAGACCACGCCCACAGAUAAACCAGGAGGGAGACUCAGAGCUGCCCACAGGCAGUGUCACUGGAGAUGCUGCCUGCAGCCCUGCAGAUGACUGGCUGUGGAAUCUACUGUAGGCAGUCGACAGCUGUUGGCUUGUCUUAGAAAACAGACUGCUGGUGCUCACCUUGCCUGUGACUCCUUUCCCAGGUGAAAUGAUUCUGCCUGGCAGGUGGGGGAGGGGUGAAAGACUUGGUUCCCAGCUUGCAGGCUGGUUAGUUUUUCAAAUAGAUUGUAAAUUUUAGCCCUU